GUGUCAAUGAGGGAAAAAAUGCUUAGCGGCUUUGGUAAAGUGGCGUCAGACACAAAGUUAGAGCACGAAGUCAACCUCUUGCAGCGCAAUAUUUACCACGUGAAGAAGGACGCGGAAUGGCGGAUAUUGAAGUCAAAAAAAAAAAGAAAAGCAAGAAGCAAGAUGCUGAUGAAGGAUCGGAGGAUGAGUAUAUGAUCAAGCCAACCUCGGUGAUACCAAAACUUGACACUUCUAAAUGGCCUUUACUUCUAAAGAAUUAUGACAGAUUAAAUGUUAGAACUGGACACUACACACCCAUACCAUGUGGUAGUUCACCAUUGAAACGAUCUUUAAAAGAUUUUCUUGCAGCUGGUUUUAUUAAUCUUGACAAACCGGCAAAUCCAUCCUCACACGAAGUAGUGGCAUGGAUCAAAAAGAUCUUGCGUGUUCAAAAAACAGGACAUAGUGGAACCCUGGACCCUAAAGUCACUGGUUGCUUGAUAGUUUGUAUUGACAGAGCCACUAGAUUGGUUAAAUCACAACAGGGUGCAGGCAAAGAAUAUGUUGGUAUACUUAGACUUCAUGAUGCGAUUGAAGGAAGAGAUAAACUAGCACAGGCUUUGGAAACGCUGACAGGUGCUUUGUUUCAAAGACCGCCUUUAAUUUCAGCUGUAAAAAGACAGCUUCGUGUGAGGACAAUAUACGAGAGCAAAUUAUUAGAGUAUGAUGAAGAAAAACAUUUAGGUGUGUUUUGGAUGUCGUGUGAGGCAGGCACCUAUGUUAGAACACUUUGUGUUCAUCUUGGUUUGAUUCUUGGAGUUGGUGGUCAUAUGCAAGAAUUGCGUCGAGUACGUUCUGGAAUUCAGUCAGAAAACGAAGGGUUGGUGACUAUGCAUGAUGUUAUGGAUGCUCAGUGGGUAUAUGACAAUACAAAAGAUGAGUCUUACCUACGAAGAGUUGUUAAACCACUUGAAAGACUGUUGUUAUCUCACAAACGAUUAGUUAUUAAAGACAGUGCUGUAAAUGCUAUUUGUUAUGGUGCCAAACUUAUGUUGCCAGGUAUACUCAGAUAUGAGUCUGGUAUCGAACUUAAUGAAGACGUUGUAAUGAUGACAACAAAGGGGGAAGCCAUAGCAGUUGGCAAUGCCCUUAUGAGCACAGCUACCAUAGCUACGUGUGAUCAUGGGGUAGUCGCCAAGAUUAAACGAGUCAUCAUGGAAAGAGAUACAUAUCCAAGAAAAUGGGGUCUUGGCCCAAAGGCCAUCGAAAAGAAGAAGUUAAUUGCUUGUGGUUUGUUAGACAAGUAUGGUAAGCCAAACGAAAGCACACCAAAUGAUUGGAAAAACUACAAAAAUUACAGUCAAGUAAAUGCAGAGAAAUUAGAUGAAGAAGCAAAGGCACGCGAAGAGAACAACGCAAAUAAUAAGAGGAAACACGAAGGUAGUAGUAGUGAUGAAGAGAAAGUGAAAGUAAAGAAGGAAAAAAAGAAAAAGAAGAAGAAAGAACAAGCAGAUAAAGAAGAAGUAGAGAAUGUUGUCGUAAAGGAAGAACCAUCUAGUGGCGAUGAGAAGAAAGAUAAAAAGAAGAAGAAAAAGAAGAAGAAAGCUAAAGUAGACGAAAGCGAAUAAACAUGGAUAUGACUUGAUAUAAGCCAAGAUAUAUUUUUAACGUUUUUGUUGAGUGAACAGAAAUGUUGAAUACGCUGACAAUAUAUAGAUGUUUUUAUCCUUUACAUGUAAAUAACUUUCGUAUUAUACGAUGUGUGUUUUUUAGAUAAUCUGGAGACGUGUUAUUUUAUCAGAGUAUAAAUGUAACAUGGUUGGAACUUGUGUUUGUGUGCGAUACGCUUCAAAUUUCCUUUAUCUUCCUUUCACCAUAGUCACAAAAUGAAGGCCGAGAAAGCGCCAAGAAACUGCCACACCCUUUUUGGAAGGCACGAAACUGUUUUAGCUAAAACGUGACCAGGAAAGGGAUCCCAGCCUAAGAUUCUAAAAGUUCAAAGAUUCAUGAAAUAUCAUAAAUUCUUAUAAAUUCAAAGACAAAACUUUAGAAUCAAUCAGUCACGUGAUGUUUUUGUUUUCCAUAGCCACAUCAUAAUUUUCAAUAUCGUCUUAUUGUGUAGCGUUGUUAGUAUUUUGUUUGUGUUCAGACCUUUUUUCAGUAUGCAGGCGUGUGAUGGUGCGUGCGUGAUAUAUUUUUGACAGUAUUUUGUUUAUUUGGCGUGGCUUAAAAACUUAGACGCAUGUUUAUUUAACAAUACGUCAAAGAUUGACUGAGUUAUGUAACACAAAGAAGAUAUGAAACUAAAAUAUGAUUUUAUGAUA
This is a messenger RNA of Hydractinia symbiolongicarpus, 2303 nucleotides long. RefSeq names its product H/ACA ribonucleoprotein complex subunit DKC1-like. Gene Ontology annotation, cellular component: box H/ACA snoRNP complex. The coding region runs from base 117 to 1607 and encodes 496 amino acids. The record is from RefSeq and is a predicted model, not a curated record. The transcript has 18 exons. Gene Ontology annotation, biological process: box H/ACA sno(s)RNA 3'-end processing; snRNA pseudouridine synthesis; rRNA pseudouridine synthesis. Gene Ontology annotation, molecular function: pseudouridine synthase activity; RNA binding. NCBI's taxonomy places the organism in Eukaryota, Metazoa, Cnidaria, Hydrozoa, Anthoathecata, Hydractiniidae.